AAAAAAAAGAUCCGACUUGUCUUGUUAGCUUGAAGAUUAAAUUGAUACCUAUUGCUUCAAUCCUACGUCUUCUUCUUCUUCCUCUCUUUCUUAAAACCCUCAUCUUGGCACACGUUGUGACCAAUUCAGCAUUCACCAGACACCCCGACUAUCAAUGAAGUCACGGUAGCAAUCGUGGCUGCUCUAGAGAUAGUGAGAGGAUCUCUAGAAGCCUUCCCCUCAGUCGGCGCGCGCGCGCAUCCAACCCGAAAUCCAUCGUCGCACGACCAACCGUUUGCCUAGUCGUCAUGUUGGUGACAAGAAAUGCUGCAGACCUCUGCACGCUGCUUGUAAAUGAGCUUUACGGCCAGCUUCCCUCGCGUAUAACUGCAGCUCUUCUAGCGAGGGGUCGAUCAAACGUAAGGGAUCUGUCACUUCAUACCUCGCUGAAUCCGAAGCAAGUUCGACAUGGCCUUGCCCUUGUUAUACAACACAAUCUCGUCUUCUACCAAACCGACCGCGAAACCGCUGUGACUACUUACGAAGCAAACCCUCAAGCAGCCUAUCAUCUCGUCCGAGUUGGAAAGACUCUUGAUGUUAUUGGCCGAAACUACGGAGUUACAGCGCGAAAUCUGGUCAACGACAUCUUGAUACUGGGCAAUGUUGAAAUAACCGAACUCGUCCGAUAUCAUAGACUUAAACAUGGUCGCAAAAAGGCAACAGUCAAUGGGAAUGAUGCCCGCGGUCAUGAUCCUGUCUCCGACCACGAAUUUGAGAAUGGCAACGUCGAUGAUCCUUUCCACGAUGACUCACACCAUGUCAAUGGAAAUGGGGUGACGCACGGCGCAGCGGACAAUGAAAACCCCAUCCAGGCUGACGAGAUCUACGAUACGCUGGCACAACUUAUUGCUGCUGGAGUCAUUGAGACCGUGUCAAGCACGAUGUUCCAAUCUCCCCAGGAUCUUAAAGCAAGCAUUGAGCAGGAAUGCGCACAAGAAUUUCCGAACGGUGUUCGAGGUGCCAAAGUAAUUUCUGAGUUUGAUGCCAUGGUCAAAUCGCAAAUCAAGGCGAUCGGGGCGGAACGUUCAAUGACGAAGAGGAAACUUCAAGAAAGCGCCAUGUACGAGCCAAGUAAUAUCAAACGCCGAAAGCUUGCGAACGGAGGGAUGUCCAACGGAUUCGCUGGCGACAGUGGGGGCUCGAUAUUGCGAGACGAGCCUAACACUGUCGUUCGACUAAAUUUCGACAAAUGUUUAGUAGAGCUUCGAAACCAAAAGCUCACCGAACACGCCGAGGAUUUUGUUGGGGAGAUCACAGCUCAAGUUUACGCAGCAUUAUUGGCUUCUUUGUGCAAAAAGGUGUACAGAUGUCAACACGACCAACAUACUAUCAUGACGGAAGAAGAGGAAGAAACCUAUUUUACGGGCGUUCGCGUUACUACCGAAGAGGUUUUCGACCAUUUAUCCCCCGAGGUGGACGUAGCCACUGGCAUUGGGACUGCGUCGGAAGAGGACAUUGAUAUACGGUUUGCGGAAAAGAUUCGAAAAUACCCGCCUCAAGCCCAGGGCGCACAUCUCCAAGGCGAUCUCGAUGCUGGGGACGAGAUCAUAGGCUCUGAUGAUGAGGAUUAUGACCCAACAGGAGAGCGCCCCAAGACUCAAGUGAAUGGGAAUGGUGGUUGGACUGCACAUAAUGGCACCAAAUCUGGCGGCGACUAUUCUGGAGAGGGCCCUUCGUCUCGUGUCGAGCAAAUCUACCAAAUGCGGCAGCAUCUACUCAUACUCGCUGAAGCCAAGCAACAAUUCGUCCGUCAUUGUGGGCACAACGAAUGGACAGUUGAUUUUGGCCCCCUUAUCCAGCAAUUGCGAUAUGUCGAACUAGAUACGAUGAUAGAGGAUAACUUUGGACGUCAGGGUCUCAGGCUCACCCGAAUACUCCGAGAGAAAGGCAAACUUGACGACAAGACUCUCCCGGCCAUGGCACUCAUGAGAAAACCGGAUGUGCAUGUGAAGAUGGCGGAGAUGGAAAUGGCAGGCUUUCUAGAGGUGCAAGAGGUGCCUCGUGACAACAAUCGCGCGGCUAAUCGAACCAUGUUUUUCUGGUUCUUUGACGAGGCUAGAACGCUGAGACGGGUCCUAGACAAUGGGUACAAAUCCAUGGUGCGUUGCUUGGAGCGGCUCGAGGUGGAGCGCUAUAACAAGAGGCACGUAGUUUCGCUUACCGAACGCAAGGACGUUCAAGGCAACGAGGAACAGAUGCUCAGAGGUGACGUUUACAACGAAUACCUGGAAUUAGUCGACAUGGAGAAGAAGCUCUUCAGCCAGGUAUCGAGACUCGACGAUCUUGUUUCAAUCUUUCAAGACUUCUGAGCGAAGAAGGAAUAAUAUUUGCAUUGCAUUGCAUGGCGGCGUUGGGCUUGAAUGAUUGAUCAGACAUUGUCUGAUCUCCUAUGUAUCAUUACCUAGUAGAUGGCUGCUACUACGACUGCUUUCUACUUUGCAGCCUGUUGCAGUCGCAGGCCACGGCGGAGGAAUAGUUUCUUUUCAUGGAAUACCUAGCCUGGGGUUUCGGGCUGGUGAAAGAUUUGCUGCUUGUAUGAUACCUUCACAUUACCUAGGCACCUAUCGACCUAUCUUGUUUCCCACGAGACAAUCCGGUUCGCCGUGGUGUGUGUUUAUAGCUCGCUCUGCACUUACUCGAUCAAAUAACGUCUUCCAUACUAUAGUAGUACCUGUAUGAAAUGCUAUCAUACUGUUUCUUAAAAGACCA
Xylaria bambusicola is the source of this 2748-nucleotide messenger RNA. Its product is annotated as RNA polymerase III subunit RPC82. The transcript has 4 exons. Gene Ontology annotation, cellular component: RNA polymerase III complex. Gene Ontology annotation, molecular function: single-stranded DNA binding. The record is from RefSeq and is a predicted model, not a curated record. Bases 288 to 2348 code for a protein of 686 amino acids. NCBI's taxonomy places the organism in Eukaryota, Fungi, Ascomycota, Sordariomycetes, Xylariales, Xylariaceae. Gene Ontology annotation, biological process: DNA-templated transcription.